Homarus americanus (American lobster) is the source of this 1499-nucleotide messenger RNA. RefSeq lists its product as uncharacterized. The transcript has 2 exons. The coding region runs from base 17 to 787 and encodes 256 amino acids. NCBI's taxonomy places the organism in Eukaryota, Metazoa, Arthropoda, Malacostraca, Decapoda, Nephropidae. The record is from RefSeq and is a predicted model, not a curated record.
GAGUCCCUGGGGAGUGAUGGAGUGUGGGCGAUUCUGUCUGGCAACAUUCAACUGUUCCUCUACAGUCAUCCAUCCAGCCACACGCACCUGUUUCCUCUCCUCCCUCAACCGAUGCACCAUGAGGAAUGUACUUGCAUUACAUGAAGGUUAUUUCUACUACGAGAUGCAGCCCGGCAACAGAACCCUCGGUGACACUACCUGCUUCUCUACAUGUAUGAAGAAAAAUAAUAACUGUAAUGUUUGUGGUCGUCCAAACUGCUGGGGGUCCAAAUGUGAGAAUUUUCCCCAUUAUUGCUGGGACCUACGACCUCUCAAGAAAGGCACCUUACUUCUCUGGUUAAAUACUUCGAAGAUUAUUAAGGUGUCUUGUGAUUACGGCUGGCAGAAGAUAUGGCCGAGCAAACUCCAAAUCCCUAAUAUACAUCUCUUACUGGCAGUGAGAAUUGUCUACAUGAAUGACGAAGUUGUGAAUUCAACCUUCAGCUCUGUAGCAAUGGCGAAUGGUGUACUGAGUGUAGGGGACUAUAUCGAGGGUGUAGCUGGGAACGAGUGGGGGGCGCCAUUCACUAAUCGGACACUCGUUAAAGAAAACAAGCAAUCCACCUGCAAGAGCUUCUUCUAUUCUACAAAUAACUGUGAAGCUCAAGGUGUCAGGAGCGUGGAGGAACAGCUAAAGCUCUACAACGGGACUAUCAAACACCGUGGCUUCAACUGGAUCACUGGCAUCACCUCUAAAGACAGUCUGGAAAUCAAGGAUAUCUCUCUUUGGGUGAAGCCAGCUGAGUGAUGAUGACUGCUGGUGGUGAUGACUCUUGGUGAUGACUGAUGGAUAUGACUUUGUGGUGAUGGACUCUUAGUGAUGGUGAUGACUGCUGGAUAUGACUUUUGGUGGUGAUGACUACUGUUGGUGAUGACUCUUAGUGAUGGUUAUGACUGAUGGAUAUGACUUUUGGUGAUGACUGCUGUUGGUGAUGACUCUUUGAGAUGAAUGCCGCUGGUAAUACCAACUGAUGGUGAUAACUCCUGCUGAUGAUGAGUUUUGGUGGUGAUGACGCCUUGUUGGUGAGGAUUCAUUGUGGUGAUGACUGUUAUUGAUGACCCCUGUUAGUAAAGACUUCUGGUGGUCAUCACUCCUGUUGGUGAUGACUUGAUAAUGAUGACUCCUGCUGGUAAUGACAACUGGAGGUGAUGACUGCUGUUAGUGAUGACAACUGGUGUGAUGAAAUUUAAUAAUGAUGACUACUGGUGGUGAUGAUUGCUGGUGAUGACUCCUGCUGAAGACCAAAAAGGUAUAAUGAUAUAUCUUGUUUAUAUCAUAAUUAUAUACUGUGACGCAGGCUGUUGUCUGUACUGUACUUUAACCACUAAGAUAUUUAAGCACGUGUUCUAUGAAAGUUUGUACACUAGAUAAGCUAUGAACAUUAUGAAAGGUAAUUCUAUUUAACAUAAGCUUGUAUAUGUAGGAUUUGAUUUACAAAAUUGAUCUCUCUCUCUCUCUC